Molecule: messenger RNA, 1889 nt
Organism: Haliotis rubra (blacklip abalone)
Lineage: Eukaryota; Metazoa; Mollusca; Gastropoda; Lepetellida; Haliotidae
Product: flavin-containing monooxygenase 5-like
Exons: 5
Coding region: 42-1643 (533 amino acids)
Molecular function (GO): flavin adenine dinucleotide binding; N,N-dimethylaniline monooxygenase activity; NADP binding
Source: RefSeq, a predicted model, not a curated record
GACCGCUCUGCGAACUCGUCAUAUUCUUGACGAGUUUUAAAAUGGCGAAGCGGGUGGCAAUCAUUGGGGCCGGGUGUAGCGGUCUCACUGCCAUCAAAUGUUGUGUGGACGAAAAUCUGGAGCCAAUUUGUUUUGAGCGAACUGACGAGCUCGGGGGAUUAUGGAAUUUCACGGAAAAGGUCCGCGAGGAUCAAGCGUGCGUGAUGAAGUCAACUGUCAUCAACAGAAGCAAGGAGAUGAUGUGUUUCAGCGACUUCCCUAUACCCAAAGAGUUCCCCAAUUACAUGCACAACACUCAGGUAUGGCGGUACUUUAAGAUGUAUGCAGAUGCCUUCAGCCUACAGAAGCACAUCCAAUACAACAAAGAGAUCCUAUCGGUGAAGAAGUCAAAUGACUACGAGCAGACCGGAAGAUGGGAUCUGCAGAUCAGAGAUCACAAGACCGGAUGUGAUGAGACACAGGUGUUUGACGCGGUGAUGGUGUGUACGGGUCAUCACGCCAGCAAGAACGUGCCGUACUUCACAGGUCAAGAGGACUUCCAGGGGAAGAUCCUUCACUCUCACGACUACAAGGACUGGGCCGGGUACGCUGGGAAGAGGGUCGUAGUUGUCGGUGUCGGCAACUCGGGCGGGGACGUGGCUGUGGAGCUGAGCAUGGUCGGGCAGGUGUUUCUGAGCACGAGGCGUGGUACCUGGGUAAUCAGCAGAAUUGCGGACAAUGGCAUUCCUGGCGAUUUUCAAAUAGGCACUCGUUUCUUCAACACAUUUCGACACGCUAUGCCCGAAAAGACACUGAGCAAUAUGUUUCAGAAACAGCUGAACAAACGUUUCGACCACGAGCUGUACUCCUUGAAGCCUAAACACUCAGUGUUUGCUCAACAUCCUACAGUAAACGAUGACAUGCCCAACAGAAUCGCAACUGGAUCUUUAAAGAUCAAGGCUGACAUCAAGAGGUUCACCAAGACUGGCGUGGAGUUCGUUGACGGGACGGUGGAAGAUGAUAUCGACGUUAUCAUACUGGCUACAGGCUAUAUAUUUGGCUUCCCGUUCAUAGAUAAAUCUGUGAUCGACGUUCAGAAGAAUAAGGUCAAGAUGUUCAAAUAUAUGUUUCCACCUGACCUACCGAAACAGACAUUGGUGGUGAUUGGUUGUUUUCAGCCUCUCGGCGCCAUUAUGCCUAUUGCAGAAUUGCAGUGUCGCUUGGCAACCAGAGUGUUCAAAGGCAUAUGCAGUCUCCCGUCAAAGUACGAGAUGUGGGCGGACAUUGGGAAGAAAGAGGCGAACAUGGCAGCGAGAUAUGUCGAGUCCCAGCGUCACACCAUCCAGGUCGACUACGUCGACUUUAUGGACGAACUGGCAGAACUUGUUGGAUGUCGGCCAGCUUUAGGCCGUCUUCUGGUGAGCGAUCCGAAACUUGGACUCAAGUGUUUUUUCGGCCCCACCACCCCCUACCAAUUCCGCCUGAGGGGGCCGGGCAGGUGGUCGGGGGCCCGGGAGGCCAUCAUGACCCAGACAUACAGGAUGGAGUACCCCUUUAGGACCAGACCUCUGCCCGAAGGUACACAGACACAGUCGUCCCACAGACUCCUCACACUGGUGCUGCUAGUGGUGCUCAUUGCCGUCCUUUACCAAGUAUUUUUUUAAAUGAGGUGUGACGAGUUUAUAGAGGAAUUUUUACUCGGCGUGGCUUUUUUCUUCUUUUUAGAUAUUUACUGAGUAUAGACAGAUGGCCAUACACUUCCCGUAGUAGCAUUCAGGAUCAGGAAACUGUAAAGGAUGUCCAUGAUUUGUUUGAGUGGCAUUCUAGAAGUUGGUGGUGCAGGGUUCACAAACUGACUGACUGAGUUUAGUUUUUACGCCGCUUUUAGCAAUAUUCCAGCAAUAUCACGG